Molecule: messenger RNA, 3152 nt
Organism: Oncorhynchus kisutch (coho salmon)
Lineage: Eukaryota; Metazoa; Chordata; Actinopteri; Salmoniformes; Salmonidae
Product: sperm acrosome membrane-associated protein 4-like
Exons: 3
Coding region: 300-710 (136 amino acids)
Biological process (GO): sperm-egg recognition
Cellular component (GO): membrane
Source: RefSeq, a predicted model, not a curated record
UGUGUUAUUUCAGUGUUCCCUUUAUUUUUUUGAGCAGUGUAUAUUUAGACAGCUUAUAGAGAGCCUCUGUCUUUACCUCUCUGCUCCGGAUGGCUGGCCCACUGCGCAGUGUUGCCUCUGACAACAACAGUGAUUGGUCUGUGAGAAUAGACCGGUAUAAUGCGUCUUAAUCCAAUUCUAGCUACAGGGGUGCCUGCUCCUACUGUCACAAUGGAGCUCAUUGACUUCCUCAGGGACACACCUUGUUUUGUGGUCUCAUCUGGCCCUUCUCUGGAUAGUUUGAAGGAUUUAUUUCUGAAAUGAGGGGAUUGAUGCUCUGUGUUUUUGCCCUGGCGAUGUUAACAGCUUCUGCAGAUGAGGAUGAUCAGGAGGAGCAACGGGAGGAGGGGCCUCUGCAGUGUUUCCGCUGUGACCUGGGCUUCUGGGAUGCCUGCUACACCACCAAAACCAACUGCAAUAUCGGGGAGAAGUGCUACACUGGCCGAGGGAAGGCAGGUGAUGUGCUGGAUGUUAAGUUGCUGGGCUGUGUCAAGGCGAAGGAGUGUGAGUUGGUGACCAAUGUGGAGAUCUUCUCCAACACAACCAUCUACAUGAUGACCAGGCACUGCUGCGACACACACUUCUGCAACACCGGACACACACUACCCCUCAACACACUUCUCUCCCUGUCACUGACUACAAUAACCAUCAUCCACCUCUCCUCUCCCUGACAGUGACUACAAUAACCAUGAUCCUCACCUUCAACAGACUACAAUAACCACCAUGCAUCAUAAAGUCCCCAGCAGCACACAUUUAUUCAAUUUUCUGUAAAUAUUGUGUUUAUUUGUCAAGGAAUAUGGACAGUAAUUAGCAUAUGUGGAUGUGUCAGAUUGAGGCAAAAGUGUCAUGUUCAAACCUUAGAAGCUGUCUCUGGGCUCAGUGAAAAUUGGUUAGAUGGUUUUAUGGAAUUCAAUUUUUAAUAAAUGUAAUUUUCUCAUUCUGUUGUUGGCAUAAACUACAAAAGGAGACUAGAUUUUAUUUUUUCAUAUUUAUUGAACAUUCUGAAUUGUAACUGAAUAACGUAAUACAAAUUUACAUUGUCCUCAAUCUUGGUUGGCAUAUUUUAAACCCGUCAAAAUUACUUUUAUGUUCUCCUCCAAACCUAAACAUUUCCAUAGAGAAUACUACAGUAGCUCCCAUUGACUUUAGUGUUAUGGUAAAUCCUAAAGUAGUAUGCAUCAAUCUCUCAGACCCAUAUUCACAGAUCUAGGAUCAUCUUAACCUCUCUAAAACCAUCAGCAUCUUGGGGCAACUUCCUCCUACAGUCAGUGAAACUGAGGUCAUACUGGUAUACAGUAGCGUUGCUGCUAGACAGACAACAGGAGCGUUGCUGUUAGACAGACAACAGGAGCGUUGCUGUUAGAGCAGGUCUCCUCCAGAGGGAAGCAGCUCCUCCAUGUAGCACUGCAGAUCCACACUCUGGUCCUCAAGGUCCACACACAGAAACUUAUUCACCACACAAACACACCUGACAGGGACACACACACAAAGAAAACAGAGCCAUCUUUGUUGCAGGUGAAUGGUAACAGCUGAAUAAGAUGAGAAAAAGAGGAAACCCGCACACUGAUCUUGAUAGUAUCACUGCUCUUUAAAAACGUUACAUAUCGGCCUCAAGGCCUUCCUCAGAGCGUUUGUGAGUGUUAGCCACCUUAUGUAGACAUUGAUCCACCCACAUCCGUUCAAUGCAUCAAAUGGGGUUGUUGUCGAGGGAAAAUAAGCAAGUGUUACCAAAUAUAACAAUGUGCAUUUAUUUCAUAACUAUUCCAAUAACGUGUGUAAAACCACAAUGAGGACAUCAACCUAUCAAGUCAGUUUUCAUAAAUCAUUGGUUACAGUGCAAGAAAAAACAUUAAGCGUAAACUGAAGUGGAGGCAUUCAUUCAUGUUCACAUUUACAUGCAUUCAUUUAUCUCAACUUAUUGAAAUGUAAAAUCUGGUGGUCUCACAUUGACCCGGUACAGGUACUCCUCGUAUUUAGCCUCGUUAUUGUUGUUAUUGUGUUACCAUUUCCUUUUUAUUGAGGAAAUAUUUGCUUUAUUCUAACUCUGCACUGUUGGGAAUGGGCUCGUUAGUAAGCCUUACACUGUCUACACCUGUUGUAUUCGGCCAAGAACAUUUGAUUUGACUUUGUGUGUGUGUUCACUGUGAUUGUGUGACUUACUUGUUUGCAUGCUCCUCUGUAGAUGGUCGGUCGAUGUGUUUAAUGGUCAUUCCUGUUCUGUACAGUUCAGAUACCUACACAAACACACAUGUACAUACAUAACUUAACCUCUAAGUUUGCAUUUCUGUUGAAGAAAAUGUGAUGCCUUAUUGUACUUGUGUGCAUAGACACAGGAAGUAGUUUGGGAGUGUUAUAUAUAUAUAUAUUUUUUUUUAUAUAUAUAUAUUUUUUUUUUAUAUAUAUAUAUAUUUUUGGUAGAUUUUUUUUUUUUGAGGGUGGGUGCUGGAAAAAUAUUUUUCGGCUGCAUUACAGAUGCUAUAUCAGUCCGCUAAUACAAAACUAUUAAAGAUGGAGUGCACUACUUUUGUGGAGAAAAAAUAAAUGAAUAAAAUAAAUAGUUUGUAGUUUGUUUGUAUCCUGUUUAGUGAUUGAUUACUGUGAGUAUUAAUGAAGUUUAGGCCAUGAAACUGUGUGGAUGCUAAUUUAGAAAGGUUGACCUAAAUAGAUAAGAGGAAAUUGCCUAGGAUCAAAUAGCAGGGUCAGGCCCAGGAAAAUGAAGAUGGACGGGGUGUGAUUCUGACAUCUAGCUAAACAAAGAGAGGACCAUGGACAUUCCACAGGGGAAAGGAGGGAAACUCAUUGGGGUUAUAAAAUGUAUAGCUGGGGAGGUGACACCUGCAAGAGGGUGGUGACCAAAAGGAGGGAAGAGUAUAAGAUGUUUUGUGAACUUUCUAAAUGUAUGCACUCAGCUGACUGUGUCCUUGGUAUUAAACACUUAACUUCUCUUGAGCUUUUGGUCUCAAUUCCUUAUUGCAAAGAGGUUGCAAUAGCAUUUUUCUUUUCAACAAAUGGAAACAGGAUGUGCCUGAGCUCAAUUCCGAAUCUCAUAGCAAAAGCGUCUGAAUACUUAUGUAAAUAAGGUAUGUUUUUUAUUUGUAAUAAAUGUGCAAAAA